AUGGCCCUCGCAGCUCAACAGCAUACUCAGGCCGAUUGGGGCCGCUGGUCUCACCAGAUUCCACAGAGUUUUCCCAUGAUGGGCUCUCCAGGAUUCAUGUCAUACGAUCCCAGAGCUCAGGACGGCAGUCAGAUGCAGCGUCAGGUGUCUGCUCAGUACCUGGUGAACUCGAACUACAACCAGCCCCCGAUGCCCACUGCUUCGUCUCCCCAGUAUCAACACGCAGGGCCAUUUUCCUAUGUGCCUUACCACAGCCCGCCGCCGUCCACUCCUCUUGGUUCCCCAUUCAAGAGCGAAUUUCCCGAGCACCCUCUUACGCGCAUGACACACUCUACGGUCGAUCGACACCAUUCUCAGGCCAUGAGGGACUACCAACCUUAUUCUCCUGUAUCGAGGAGGGGAUCGAUUUCUUCAGUCGCCACCAAGCCCUCAGCAGCUCCCGUCACACCAGGUCCAACUACUCCUGGCUCUUUCACUUCAAGUUCCGACGCCCAGAGCCCCAGCACUCCAAACCCCCAGACUGCGUCUCAGCCUGUCAGCUCCAAGACUCUCACUUACAAUGAGACCGUUCAUCCGGGCGAUAGGAUCAGCUUCAGAACCGAUGUUGAUGAACUCAUGAAGGCCAUCCAGAAGACACAGACGACCGACGAGUGUCAGCAAACACUCACACCUGCGCGAACACCAAAGAACUGUACCACAAGUACUCCCGUACUUCGUACACAAAGCGGGAAGCCGAGAAAACAGUGGGUUUGCGAUGGCCCCAACUGCGGCAAGGCCUUUGUCCAGAAGACGCAUCGCGACAUUCACCGACGCACUCACACCGGCCAUCGACCAUACGUCUGCACCAUGGAAAAUUGCGGUCUUACGUUCUCGCAGCGAGGAAACCUCAAGACUCACAUACGACGCCACACAGGUGAAAAGCCGUUCUCUUGCGCUGCUUGUGGCAAGUGCUUCGCUCAGCGUGGGAAUCUUCGAUCCCACGAGGAGACACACAAAGGCCUGAAGCCCUUCGUCUGCCGGCUCGAUGAUUGCAACAAGUCGUUUUCUCAGCUGGGCAAUAUGAAGACUCAUCAGAACAACUUUCACAAAGAAACGCUCCAGAAACUCACACACAUGUUUGUGCAAUUCUCGGAGAACGGCGAGGUGCCCAGAGACUAUCAGGAUCUUUUCGAAUACUUCCAGAAGCACUACAAGAAUAGCAACAAGGGAGUCAAGGGCCGAGGAAAGACUCGCGCUGUGGCAGCUCGUGGGCCUCAAGAUUCCGCGUUUCGGCAGGCUGCCUCCCCAGUGCCCGCGUUACUGAAGACGCCGGCUACGACUCAUUUGCCCCAGAUGACAAUGCCAGCCCAUGAUCCCCAUGGCAGAAUCUCACCAUACGCCAUGACCCAGGGAGCUGCGAACACUCUGAGCAAUGUCCUGCGCAACCCCAACCCCUCUUACGGCCUUUAUGGACCCACGUUUGCCCCGGGCCCUGUACGAGAUGGCGUCUUUCACAUGGGCAUUGCGAGCCACCUAUCCUGA
Molecule: messenger RNA, 1521 nt
Organism: Trichoderma reesei QM6a
Lineage: Eukaryota; Fungi; Ascomycota; Sordariomycetes; Hypocreales; Hypocreaceae
Exons: 4
Coding region: 1-1521 (506 amino acids)
Biological process (GO): regulation of transcription by RNA polymerase II
Cellular component (GO): transcription regulator complex; PcG protein complex
Molecular function (GO): DNA-binding transcription factor activity, RNA polymerase II-specific; RNA polymerase II cis-regulatory region sequence-specific DNA binding
Source: RefSeq, a predicted model, not a curated record